AUGUGUCUAUUCGCCGUCCUGCGUUUCUCCUGCGGUCACACCACCCUCAAUUUCGUUCGGUGCACGACUCCUCGAGUCUGCACACGUGGAGAGGAGGCCCGUUACUCCACCGAGUCCCGUUGCCUCGAGUGCUGGGAGGGACAGUGGACGGCCCACAGCGCCGCGCUCUCCACCACGCAGACCGUCUCCGAGGCUGCCCUCACGGAACGCACCGGCGCCAAGUGGGUGAUCAAGACGGCGGCGGCACACGCGCGGGCGGAGUGUGCUCGGCGGCUCGGGCGGCCGCCCCCUGCAGAGCAGGAGCAGAAGCAGAAGCAGGUGUGGCGGCCAGGCCGGGGCAAGGAGGCUCAGAAGGAGGCUCAGAAGGAGCGUGCGGGGAUGAUGAUGAUGAUCGCGGAGGGUGGUGGUGGUGGUGGUGGUGGUAUCGGGCCGUGGGUCUGCUGGCGGGCCAGCGGGGGUCGCGUCUUUGCCGGCUGCGCCAAGGUGGACGAGGAGAAGGAGGAGAGGGAGGAUGAGGAGGAGGAGAUGACGGUGGUCGGGUCGGGGGAGGGCAUGUCCCCCAUCAUCAACUCCCCUGAGGCAGGUAGCUCGGAGGACGGGGGCUGGGAUUCGGACACGACGGUGUGUGGGGACGAAGAGCGGCCGGGCUUUGAGGAGUAUCCGGUGCCGGGCGUGGAGGAGGCGGAUUUGGACGAACCGCUCGGGGUACCCUUCGAAGAGAUGAUGGACGAAAUCGUCCAUGGUGCCCCGGGGGAAGUCGUGGAAGAAGUCCCGGGGCAAAACCCGGAGGAGGAGCGCCUCGGGGAGGGCGUUGGAGAUGGCCCGUUGGAAAACCAAAGCCACUUCGAGGACUGCCUCGAAGAGGUUUUCCGCGCGCGCCUCUUCAAUUGGGUUGCCAGAGAGAGGCUCUACGGACGGCUUUAA
Molecule: messenger RNA, 924 nt
Organism: Chaetomium globosum CBS 148.51
Lineage: Eukaryota; Fungi; Ascomycota; Sordariomycetes; Sordariales; Chaetomiaceae
Exons: 2
Coding region: 1-924 (307 amino acids)
Source: RefSeq, a predicted model, not a curated record